AUCGCGGGACGGAGUGGGCGGAGCCAACGCGCGGGGAGAGAUAUAAAGCCGCUCGGGAGACGCUGCGGCCAGUCGACAAGGAGGCGGAGAGAGAAAGGCAUGUCGGUCCGUCGUCUGCAACUGAUGCGAGCGUUUCUGCUGGCGUGCCUGGCGGGCGCCGCGGCCGCGACCUGCCCCUGCGCUUGGGAUCCCUCGGCGAGCAGCCUGGCCUGCGGGGACCUCGGCCUCACGGAGGUCCCCACGGCCUGCUUUGACGCGCACCCGGGCGCGAGGACUCUCAACCUCACCAGCAAUGAAAUAACGCAACUCAGACGAAAGGACUUCAGCGGCAAUGUCGAUAACCUGGAAGUCCUCCUCAUCGACAACAACCCCGUCAGCAUGUUCUAUCCUGACGCGUUUGCAGAGCUUGCUAAUCUGCAGGAAGUCAGUAUCCAGACCACCGUGUUUGCUGCCAUUUCAUCCAGGCCUUUUCAGGAACAACCCAAAGCUGAAUAA
Penaeus vannamei (Pacific white shrimp) is the source of this 495-nucleotide messenger RNA. NCBI's taxonomy places the organism in Eukaryota, Metazoa, Arthropoda, Malacostraca, Decapoda, Penaeidae. The record is from RefSeq and is a predicted model, not a curated record.